UAUAACGUGUGCGUGGCAGUGGUGUCACAGAGGAGGAGUCAGAUGCGCCUCUAUUGCGCACACUCACACGGUUGGAUUCACACAUACGAAUGCAAACGUUUACCUCUGACAUUUCUGAGGAGUUUACUUGAAUUUAACCAAAAGUCUUUAAUUAUUAAUGUCAGUUUCUGUGUCGCUGGUGUAGUUUGAAAGCUUAGUUUUACAGUGUGAGUCCUGAAUGCAUCUGGAUUUUCUGCGGGUUCUGCUGAGCUUCUAACAGGUGUUGCGGAACGCAGCCUGGAGAGUGAACAUGUCCAAUGGGAAAGGCGCAAAUGCUACAGAAAACUGGUCGAGGUUUUUCACAAAACAGCGGCAGGAAAAUUAAAGUCGCUGCUGGUGGUGGUUGCUGCACCAGGAAGGAGUCUAGUGGGGUUUUGCAUGCUUUCAGUGAGUGAUGCGGAGGGUGUUUUCCAGACAGCAGCAGCCCAAGUCCGCACCAAGGUGUUGUUCCUCACAGAUGAUCCUGAAAGAGUGCCUGGAUGAGUGUAUGGAGGCCUUGGAUCUCUUCCUCAACAACCACUUCAAUGAGAGCCUGGAGAGGCUGCGGCCAAGAGUGAAUGAGAGUAUGUACCACGCUCUUAUCUACGCCACAGUGCUGGAAAUGCAGGCCAUGAUGACUUUCCAGCAUGAUGACAUCAGCAAUGCAGGAAAUACCAUGAAGAGUGCCCAGGAAGUCUGUCAGAGGUUUCGACGGAAAUCCCCAAGUUUGACUAACAAGUCAGUAGGGGAAUCACUCACUGAAGUAGAGCUUCAUGCUGAAGUGUGUUAUGCAGAGUGCCAACUGCAAAGGGCUGCUCUCACUUUUCUACAGGAUGAGAACAUGGUGAGUUUUAUCAAAGGAGGGAUCAAAGUACGAAACAGUUACUUGAUUUACAAAGAACUGCACGCCUUCAUAAAAUCUCACAACUGUCUCAAAGGACCCAGCCACAUUCACUUAGAGGGUGGAAUAUCAUUUGGAACAGGAGCGUUUAAUCUGACACUCUCUCUGUUUCCUCCACGGAUACUCAGAGUUUUGGAGUUUGCAGGCUUUUCAGGAGACAAGGAAUAUGGUCUGUCCCUGCUGCACGACGGUGCCACAGGGAUAAAUCUGCGCUCCAUGCUGUGUGCUCUGCUACUGCUCUGCUACUACACCUUUCUCACAUUCAUACUAGGUAGGACAGGUGAGGGAGAGGUGGCUGAAGCUGAAAGGCUGCUGAAACCUUUCCGGCUUCGCUAUCCACGGGGAGCAAUAUUCCUCUUCUUUGCAGGCAGGACUGAGGAGAUCAAAGGGAACAUUGAUGAGGCAGUGGCGCUCUUUGAAGAUGGCUGUAAGGCCCAGCAGGCAUGGAAGCAGUUCCACCACAUGUGCUACUGGGAGCUGAUGUGGUGUUUCACCUAUAAACGAGCAUGGAAAAUGGCUUACUUCUACGCAGACCUACUGAGCCAGGAGAGCCGCUGGUCCAAGGCCAUGUAUGUGUAUAUGAAAGCUGCUUACCUCAGUAUGCUGCCUAAGGAUGAGGCCAGGCCGUUUGGAGAGGACGAGGUAGAACUCUUUAGACGAGUGCCCACCUUCAAGCAGAAGAUAGCAGGGAAGUCUCCCCCGACUGAGAAGUUUGCUAUUCGUAAAGCCAGACGCUACAAGGCUCCCUGCCCAGUCAAGCUACCAAUACCAGUGCUGGAGAUGAUGUACAUGUGGAACGGUUUCAGUAUGAUCAGCAAACGACCAGAGCUGACUGAAGGCAUGAUGCAGACGUUGGUGGAGGCAGAGCGCACCCUGCUGGAGUCUCCUGAAAAUGAGUAUUCGGUGGAUGACUGUUGUCUGAUCCACCUGCUGAAGGGUCUGUGUUUGAAGAACCAGGGGCUACUCCAGGCUGCUGAGGAAUGCUUUAUCAAAGUCUGUUCCAGUGAAAAGAAGAUCAGAUUUGACCACUACUUGGUGCCCAACUCUCUGGUGGAGCUCAGUCUGCUCUACAUAGACCAAGGCCGAAGGGACAAGGCUAUUAAACUACUGCACAAGGCCAAACAAAAUUAUAAAGAUUACUCGAUGGAGUCUCGUACACAGUUCAGAGUACACGCUGCUCUGGCCAAACUCAAGGCUGACCCUGGUGAGGACGAGGACACUCAUCUGUAAGAAGACAGUUCUUCAUGACUGCAAAGGCUCUCCACAGUAAACGCUCUAUUUCCCUCACAGUUGUGGCUGUUUUCAGCUUAAUACCCAGUUUUUUUUACAGACCUAUAUGCAUUUUUCAACAAGUGAAUGCUGGGUAUUUCAUCUGUGUGCUGGUAUACCUUUUCAGGCAUUUUUGUGUCACAGUGUGCUCUAUGUGUCACUGGACAAGGGUACAACCUGAAUAAUUACAGGAGUCGUCCUGUCCACUCUAGCCUCAAAGAGAAUAAACAUGGCAAGUGGACAUUUUGAGUCGAUGGACCUCUAAUUUCACUGCCUUCCAUA
Messenger RNA from Xiphias gladius (swordfish), 2470 nucleotides. Its product is annotated as tetratricopeptide repeat protein 39A. Gene Ontology annotation, molecular function: protein binding. The record is from RefSeq and is a predicted model, not a curated record. The coding region runs from base 434 to 2149 and encodes 571 amino acids. NCBI's taxonomy places the organism in Eukaryota, Metazoa, Chordata, Actinopteri, Istiophoriformes, Xiphiidae. The transcript is spliced from 20 exons.